This is a messenger RNA of Meira miltonrushii, 3667 nucleotides long. RefSeq lists its product as uncharacterized. The coding region runs from base 174 to 3542 and encodes 1122 amino acids. The record is from RefSeq and is a predicted model, not a curated record. The transcript has a single exon. Lineage: Eukaryota; Fungi; Basidiomycota; Exobasidiomycetes; Exobasidiales; Brachybasidiaceae.
CGCGUUUGAAGCAACACUUUUCAAUCUGGGAAUGAUUCAAUGCAGUUUAAGAACAACACAAAAAAAGAAGUACAUGCUCAGUCAGCAAGAUGCAGAAAGGAUUACCUUCUACCACAUACACAACGACCUUCAAUCGAUGAGGCAAAUGAUGACGAGAUAGACAAUACAUUAUCAUGAAUGGGUCAAGAAGCACAAUGAUGCCGCCCACCACUAAUGGCAUACAAGCGGUCGGGCAGCAAGGAGGAGGAAGAAGGAGGGAUUCAAUCGAUGAAUACGAAUUUGAUGACGAUUUGACAUUAGAUGAGCAGAGCUUACAACAGAUUGAAGAAGCAUUUCUAACACAAAGGCUUUCGCAACCUGACAGUCAAAGAUCGGUCAACUCUCGCCUUGCCACAAUCCCGCCACAGCGAAAUGGAACUGUGAUAGAGAAUGCAAUAUCUGGAAAACGACAUCGUAGUCCUUCGCUUGAAAAUACCAGAGCCUCAUCGAAUGCUGCACAUGGCAUUGGCAGCAAGCAUCCUCGUUUGCACCAGCCACAAACUAUAUCCGAUACUAUUGCUUCUGACCGAUCAAGCGAACAGAGAAGAAUUGAAGAAUUGAUGCAGCAAUUGGCCAGAAAAGACCAAGAGCUUACCCAAGCAAAAAGAGAUGUACAAAGCAAAGCGGGUGAAAUUGAAAUUGUUCGAAGGAAGUUGCACGAUAAUAUCGCCGAAUCGAGUAGACUGCUACUACAAAAGGAAGACAGUAUCAAACAACAUCAUGCUUUGGCAGAAAAGUUUAGACAAGCAAAUGAUACACUCGCAACAGAGAAUAAAACUUUGAAAGCCUUUCGAACAUUUGAAGCAGGAACGAGUACGUCCAAUCAAUUGUGGAGUAAUGUGACAGCUUCCGUUGCAAGAAGAAGAGCUGCUGCUGGGCAGGCAAGUAUACAGAGAGACUAUUCUCAAUCACAUUCACAAAAUAUGGCCGCUUCUGUCGGCUUGACAACGCCUACCAAACGCAAUCGGAAUGCCGGCAAGAAUAUCGGUAGCAGCAGUGGCUCACAGGCACUUGGCAGUCCAGGCAACAGUCAUCUUCAGCCGGAUGAUAGUCCUUCUGCUCGUGCUAGAAGAAGACAAGAAUUGCAAGUAGGCAGCUCAACUAAACAGACAGCGAUCGGAUCAGCAGUUGCUGGAAGUGUGACAAAAGCACGCAAAGCAGCAUUUCCCGGUUUUGUCAAUUCGUUUGCUAAGCCAAUCUUGGCCAAAGAGACGCAGCCUUUGGUGGCAAGGGGAAAAGCAAGUGUUGCUUCUACAAGUAGGCAGCGGAUUGAAGAUCAAUCACUUCAAGUUGCUGAUGAUGAAGUUUUCCGAGAUCAUGCGAAUGGACCGGUUGAUCAUGAUAUGCCUCUAUUCCGUUCCUCUCCUGAUGCAGCACAACCAUCCUCGCAAAGCGACGUGCGUAUCGAAGGACAACCUGUCCAUUCCUCGCCGGUCGCAAGAGAUCAUACCGCACACAACAGCAAUAUCCCCUUCACAAGAUGGUCUGAUCCAAAAGUACGUCAAAUGUGGGCAGCGAAAAAGUAUUCGGAUCGUCAAGCAUUCUUGGCUUCUUUGAUUUUGGGACAUCAAUCCGAGCCUUGCUUCUCUUCUAGUCAACGGUCGGGUGAACGAUGGAACAAGAACGAAUCAACGCUGCAAAGGUUGCUACAUGUCAAUCUACCCGCACAUCGAACGGCUGAUAGUCUGCAAGAUGAAUAUACCUUGGCAGUACAUCAUUUCUUAUCGGCACUUUCGAACGGAAGCGCAAUGGCUGCUGAGGAUCGAUUCGUGGGUGUUUUGGAGGGAUACGAAGAUCUGAGUGAGGAAAAACGUCGUAAUUGGCCGUCUCGAGAGAUUUACGAGCAAGAGCUGUUGUUCGACUGUUUGCAAUUUAUCGAGGAAGGUGUGUAUCAAGUGAUCGAUAGUAUCUUUCACGAAUUGCAAAUCAUGCUGGCGAUCGCGUGCAAAGUGGAAGCAUUUGAUCGUGUUUGUGAUAUUUUCUCUUUGAUGAGAAGUAUCAUUAUUCAUUUCCCUGUCGCGAUCGCAGGCUUGACGAACGAGGGAGAUGAAACGUGUAUCUUUUACGAUGAUGAAGAACGCACUAAACCUACUCAACAAAUCGAAGAUGAAAUGCAAGCCGGAACAGAAACACAGCAUGAUGCAGCAGCUUCCUUAAGAAGGCGUCAAGAAAGAAGGUUGAACGUUCGCAUCGAGAGAAUUCUGUUAACAAGUUUGCGUUGGGCAUGUUCUCCUUCACCUGGAGCGGACAAAGUGGUGGAAAAGGUGCAAAAAGAUACUUUGCUUGGCGUACUUGUUGGCAUUCUGGAAGUUUUGGCGCAUCAGUGUAUUCACAAUGAUGCCGUUUCUUUGCAUUGCACAUCCAUGCUGAAGACAAUUUUGGAAGAACCUGGUGCACUGAUCUCGCUUCUUUUGGAGAAUGAUGGAAGGAAGCCUAGAUCCGCACCGAUCGUACAACGCGUGAUGGCAAUCUUGACACAAACAUGUCAACACGAUUCCCUAUGGCGCAUUGCUCUGGCUUGCGUUCCAGGUGAACAGAACAGUACUCACUCCGACAAAGCAGCACAGCAUCGAUUGAUGUACAGAAACAUCAAAGGAGAAGAAGAAGAGUCAAGUCACCUUUUCAACACGUUUUCCGUGCUGCUCUCAUUGAACAGAAAAGCUCCCGAAGAAGGAUUGCAUUUAAUUCAUCUUUCGAUUGUCAUCUUUUUGACACAAUUGACAAUCUUGCACCCGCUCGUCGCUUUUCCCUCGGUUGCGAAUUCCAAAACGAUACUUGCUUCUCUUGUCAAGUGCAUGCAGAUGGAUGUCGAUCUAAUUUGGAACGAAGAACAAUUUUUGAUCGGGAUGAAAAGAGAUGAGAACGAACGAUUGAUUAAUCGUUUGAGUGAAGCCGUCCAACGAAUUUGCAUGGACAUUCGAUUGAUGACGCAUUUGUACAAUAAACCCAUCAUCCGAGAAGGUCAAGCAACAGAUCUGAAUGAGGCGAUGGAUGUAGAAAUGGCACAUAAUCGUGACACCGAAGACGAUCAAAAACUUUCAAAAAUGCUCAAUUCGCCAGGAAUGCAAUUCGUUCUUAAUGGCGUUCGACAUUCGUUUGUGAUUGCGUUGAGCUUUAUUGCAUUUGCAUCUGAACCUGAAUGGAUGGAAAUUGUGUCAAAUGAACAAAAUCUGGAAAGUGAUGAUGAGCCAGAAGAAGAACGUGUAGGGGUAGAAGAUGCAAGAACGAUGUUAAAUGAUGUAAAUGAAUUGGCGGCAGAAUUAUUGGAAUUGGUACUAUCGCCAGACGAAAUUGAAGCAUGUUGGGAAGCAUUAGCGGAUGAUGAAGAAGAAGAGGAGAUGGAUGCCGAAGAAGAAGCAUUAGCGGCACAACAAUUUCCACAGUCAUCUCAACUACAACCUCCAAAACAAGCAUCACAAACAACAACCAAGCAACCAAAACUCACUCAAGGCGAAGUGAUCAAUUUGGAUUCUGAUGAUGAUGAAGAUAAGAUGGUGCAUUGAUGUAAAUGUAUAUACAUGUAUGUACACAAAGACACAAAGCCAAAGAAAAUUAUUGAAAGAAAGUAUGAAAGAGACGAGAAGGAUUUUGGGAUUAAAGGCGCACGAUAGACAAUUAUAUUUAACAA